AUGGACGAAAGAAAGAAUCACACGAUGUCAUUGAAAUACCUUGAUACUGCUAGAAAGAUCUUAUGUAUUGGUCGUAAUUAUGCUGCCCAUAUUAAAGAAUUGAAUAACAUUGCACCUCAACAACCAUUUUUCUUUUUAAAACCAUCUUCAUCCAUUUUAAAACCAAAUGAAGGACCAUUCUUAGUUCCAAAGGGAGUUGUUGUUCAUCAUGAAGUUGAAUUGGCAUUUACUUUAAACCGAGACUUAAAGAAUUUGCCAGAAUCUUUUGGACCUGAAGAAGCUUUAGAAUGUAUUGAAGGAUAUGCAUUAAGUAUUGAUAUGACUGCUCGUAAUGUUCAAGAUGAAGCUAAGAAAAAGGGAUUACCUUGGUCAAUUGGUAAAGGGUUUGAUACUUUCUUACCAAUGUCUAAUUUCAUUCCAAAAGAAAAGAUCCCAGAUCCUUAUAAUGUUGAAUUAGUAUUAAAGAUUAAUGGAGAAGUUAAACAACAAGAUAUGACUAAUUUAAUGAUCUUCCCAAUUCAUAAAAUUUUGAGUCAUAUGUCUUCUAUUAUGACCUUACAAAAGGGUGAUUUGAUCUUGACUGGUACUCCAAAGGGUGUUGGUCCAAUUGUUGCUGGUGAUAAGAUUGAAGCAUAUCUUAAAGUUGAUGGUAAAGUAUUAGAAGAAAUUAAAUUGGAUGCUGAAGAAAAACCAGGACCUUAUGAAUACAAAGAAAUUUAA
Molecule: messenger RNA, 720 nt
Organism: Hemisphaericaspora subhashii
Lineage: Eukaryota; Fungi; Ascomycota; Pichiomycetes; Serinales; Debaryomycetaceae
Exons: 1
Coding region: 1-720 (239 amino acids)
Cellular component (GO): mitochondrion
Molecular function (GO): acetylpyruvate hydrolase activity
Source: RefSeq, a predicted model, not a curated record